Messenger RNA from Penicillium verhagenii, 1245 nucleotides. RefSeq lists its product as uncharacterized. Gene Ontology annotation, biological process: endoplasmic reticulum organization; endoplasmic reticulum to Golgi vesicle-mediated transport; Golgi organization. Gene Ontology annotation, cellular component: endoplasmic reticulum membrane; COPII-coated ER to Golgi transport vesicle; endoplasmic reticulum-Golgi intermediate compartment. The coding region runs from base 1 to 1245 and encodes 414 amino acids. The record is from RefSeq and is a predicted model, not a curated record. Gene Ontology annotation, molecular function: D-mannose binding. The transcript has 7 exons. NCBI's taxonomy places the organism in Eukaryota, Fungi, Ascomycota, Eurotiomycetes, Eurotiales, Aspergillaceae.
AUGAAGACCCUCGCUUCGAUCGCAUUGCUUGCUGCAGGUGCUACUGCCCAGGUCAUUGAAAGUGCCAGCUUUGGCUACGGUAAAACUAUUUCCCCAACCCGAGACUCGAUUCCAGGAUGGAACAUUAAUGGAGAGGGCUUUGACACAUCAUUGCUAUCCGAUAAACUCAUCCUUACCCCUCCCUACCCCGGAAAUGUACGCGGAUCAGCCUGGGCGCAAAGCGCUUUAUCUCAACCUGAAUGGUCUGCAGAAUUCCAAUUCCGAGCUACGGGCCCCGAGAGAGCCAGCGGCAACCUCCAGUUAUGGUACACAAAGGAUGGCCAAGCCCGCGUGGGUACUUCCAGCAUUUACACCGUGGGACCCUUCGACGGAUUUGCCCUGGUGAUUGAUACACAUGGCGGAAGAGGAGGAAGCAUCCGUGGAUUUUUGAACGACGGAACAACAGAUUACAAGACCCACCGUAGCGUCGAUAGCCUGGCAUUCGGACACUGCGACUACGCAUACCGAAACCUAGGUCGCCCCUCGGUGGUCAAGCUCAAGCAUACCAGCUCGUUCUUCGAGGUCACCGUGGACGACAAAGUCUGCUUCUCGACCGAUAAGGUCAACCUCCCAUCCGGAAACACCUUCGGUAUCACAGCCGCCACCCCCGAAAACCCCGACUCCUUCGAGAUCUUCAAGUUUGUCCUGGAAUCUGCGACCGGCCAAACCAUCCCCCAAGGAAUUCCCCAGCAGGACCAGCAACAGCAGCAGCCCAUCGUGAACCAGCAAAUCCCUCAAGCGGCCCAGGGAGGCUCUGAUAAAGAUUACUCAACUCAGUUUUUCGACCUGAACAACCGCAUCCAGCUCCAGAGCAAGGCCACCAACAGCAUCGUCCAGGACCUCAGGUCUCAGGCUUCUAAGAGUGAUUCCCGCCACGACGAGAUCCUCCGCAACACAGCUUCGAAGGACCAGCUCAAUGCCCUCGACGCCCGGCUUCAGCGCAUCGAGACGCUGCUCCAGAGUAUCCAGCGGGAUCUGGAUGGCAAGGACUACAGCGGUAGCUUCAAGCAACUACAAGAUACCCUGCGGUCAUCGCAUCUUAGUCUUAGCGAGAACCUGCAGGGACAUUUCCUCAGUGCUAUUACGGCCUCGACUCCUCGCAUGGGCUUCUUUAUCUUCCUGGUCAUUGCAUUCCAGAUUCUACUCGCCGUUUCAUAUGUCGUCUACAAGCGUCGCCGCGCCAACAUGCCCAAGAAGUUCCUCUAG